Messenger RNA from Closterium sp. Naga37s-1, 1257 nucleotides. NCBI's taxonomy places the organism in Eukaryota, Viridiplantae, Streptophyta, Zygnematophyceae, Desmidiales, Closteriaceae. The record is from the annotation of a GenBank genome assembly.
AUGGCUGACUGUACUCAUGAAGCUUCAGCCUCUAGCUUCUCCCCGCAGCUGCUACUGUUUGAUUCCUCUCACCCUUCUUAUCCCUCUCACCCCUCUCACCCCUCUCACCCUUCUCAUCCCUCUCAUCCCUCUUACCCCUCUCACCCCUCUCAUCCCUCUCACCCCUCUCACCCCUCUCAUCCCUCUCACCCCUCUCACCCCUCUCAUCCCUCUCACCCCUCUCACCCCUCUCACCCUUCUCAUCCCUCUCACCCCUCUCACCCCUCUCACCCCUCUCAUCCCUCUCACCCCUCUCACCCCUCUCAUCCCUCUCACCCCUCUCACCCCUCUCACCCUUCUCAUCCCUCUCAUCCCUCUCACCCCUCUCACCCCUCUCAUCCCUCUCACCCCUCUCACCCCUCUCACCCUUCUCAUCCCUCUCAUCCAUCUCACCCCUCUCACCCCUCUCAUCCCUCUCGUCCCUCUCAUCCCUCUCACCCCUCUCACCCCUCUCAUCCCUCUCACCCCUCUCACCCCUCUCACCCUUCUCAUCCCUCUCACCCCUCUCACCCCUCUCAUCCCUCUCACCCCUCUCACCCCUCUCACCCUUCUCAUCCCUCUCCGUGGUAUGUUCACUGCCCACCCAUGCCUUCCCUCCAGGCGCUGCUGACGCUCUGGGCCAAGGCAGCGCCGCAGCAGACAGAGGUGACCCUCAGAGGCAUCUCUACCCUCACAAACGGUGCCCUAACCCACCUCACUUCGUUGCGCCAGCUCAUAACCGUCGACCUUGGGGACUCCUCAGGCUUCUCUGCGGUGGGAGUGCGCAAGCUCUACUCCCUUCCAUCGCUCGUGCAUCUGGAUCUCACGGGCUCGUGCACCGACGCUGCUCUGGAAGGCAUCGACCGCGUGAAGAGCCUGCGCACGCUGAUUCUUUUCAACAGCGGGAUCACAGACGUGGGGCUUGCAAGGCUGGAAGGAAUGACGUCUCUCCUGAAGCUGCACCUGGGAGGAUGCACGGGGAUUACAUCUGCUGGUAUGGCCCAUGUGGGGAAGCUGACUGCAUUGGAGGAGCUUUCACUGCAUGAGUCAGGAGUGGGGGAGGAUGGGCUGAUGCACCUUACCUCUCUCGCCAACCUAAAUUACUUCACAGUGCCCCCCCGAGUGAUUGACUCACGCAUGAAGUAUUUGAGGAAUAUGAAUCGGCUGGAGAGGCUGGGGCUGUGGGAUGUGGAGAUUACUGCAAAUGGUUAUCAUCACCGGAGUGACAUUCAAAUAUAG